AUGCACCCAAAGACUUUGUUUAUAGCUGUUUGUUUCUUCACAAUACUUUGUGUUGAGUUAAAUUAUGGUGCACCGACCAAGAAAACGACGGUGAAAACCACUACCAAAGCGCCAAAGACUACUAUUGAAGCUAAACCUAAGCUGCUAGGGGCACAUACACCAUGGGAUAAGAAUAUCAAAGCAAAACACAAGAAAAUAUUUGACGACUAUAAAAAAGUGAUCUCGAAGAAACUGCAAGAAACUCACAAUGUAUCGAAGACAUUCAAUCCCAAACCAGAGAAAUUCGCUACACAAGCCGUUGGUGGGAUCAAUUAUUUAUACUUAGUUAAACUGCCAAUUAACAAGUAUGCAGUUGUGUCUGUUCACGAUGUCAUAUGGAAGAAGGAUCAUUAUGGAAAAGAAGAAAAUGUUCGCGUACGCCCACAAACAUAUGAGUUAAAUGAUAAAAAUAUUUGA
Adineta ricciae is the source of this 456-nucleotide messenger RNA. NCBI's taxonomy places the organism in Eukaryota, Metazoa, Rotifera, Eurotatoria, Adinetida, Adinetidae. The record is from the annotation of a GenBank genome assembly.